UCAUCUUGUGUUCUGCAGAUGGGGGCGUAUCACACCAUUGAGCUGGAGCUUAACCGCAAGUUCACCCUCGCCAAGAAGCAGUGGGACAGCAUUGUUCUGGAGAGGAUCGAUCAGGCCUGUGACCCCGCCUUCAGCGCCGAUGUCGCCGCGGUGGUCAUGCAGGAAGGACUCGCCCACAUCUGUCUGGUCACACCCAGUAUGACCCUCCUCCGAGCCAAGAUAGAGACCAACAUCCCGCGCAAGAAGAGGGGCAGCUGCACGCAGCAUGAGAAGGCUCUGGAGAAGUUCUAUGAACAGGUCAUGCAGGGAAUUAUCCGUCACAUCAACUUUGAUGGUGAGUAC
Messenger RNA from Nanorana parkeri, 342 nucleotides. Its product is annotated as protein pelota homolog. Gene Ontology annotation, biological process: ribosome disassembly; RNA surveillance; nuclear-transcribed mRNA catabolic process, non-stop decay. The transcript is spliced from 3 exons. Lineage: Eukaryota; Metazoa; Chordata; Amphibia; Anura; Dicroglossidae. Gene Ontology annotation, cellular component: cytoplasm. The annotation marks the transcript as partial. The record is from RefSeq and is a predicted model, not a curated record.